CGCGGCAAACAAGUGUCAAACCCCGGAAGCCACGCGUCGUUGGCUGCGCCGCAAUUCGGGGAGAAUUAGUGAAAGGGCGUAAGCGGCGUAGAGCUAGAAGCGUGAGCGCGCUGAUCGCAUUACCGAAAGUGACACGUUGCUUCUCACGCUCUCGAGCGUAGUGAUAUCCAUUUCCAAGUUGCCCAAAAUCGUGACGCGACCGAUAUCGAGCGGAGAAAAUCUCGUCCAAAACACGAAAGGUGAACACACACGAUCUUCCAGAACCGGAUCAAUACGAUGGAGCCGAUCGCGAAGGCUGCACUACUGAUCGUGGGCAUCUUGCUCUGCGCGAUGGGGCCGACCGAUGCCAAAGUGUACAGCAAGUGUGAGCUGGUCAAACAGUUGACACUGAACGGUGUCAGCCGUACGUACCAGGGCCACUGGAUCUGCCUGGCGAUCGCCGAGAGUGGGCUGAACUCGACCAAAGUCACCCAGCUGCCGAACCUGACCGCCAACUACGGCAUCUUCCAGAUCAACAGCAAGGAGUGGUGCCGGGAUGGCCGCAAAGGUGGCAAAUGUAACGUCAAGUGUGAGGAUCUGGCUACGGAUAGUGUGACCGUUGCGAUCCAGUGCUCGAAAACCAUCCAGCAGCAGAACGGCUUCAAAGAGUGGCAGCUGUGGCAGAAGAAGUGCAAAGGCAAGGAGCUACCCGACAUCUCCAACUGCGGUGCCAGCGGAUGAGACGGUUACGGUGCGGUGACUUGCGGUGCGGUGCUUUAAGCGGGACUUAAAACACGAUGAAAAUAAAAUGUUUUACGCACGGAACGUGAGAUGCUUGCGCUGGCUUUGCGGAAGUUGUAAAGAAGUCUGUUCCCUUCGUAGUUCAUAGGCAGUCAUAAGGUACAAAUUGGGCAAGCUCGGUUUGUGGGGCGCUCUGGCGGCUCUCGUUUGAACUCUCACUCACAAAUCGGUUGCAAUAAAAGUCGCUGCCGUGAGUUCGUCUGUCCGGCCCGGUUCGUCUAUGAUUUGUGUGGUACACGCGAUCGCCCUUCUUGGACUUCAACGUCUAUCUUCCGGUUCGUGAUCCAAUAACUUGCGCGGCUCGAUGAGUGGUCCCAAAAGAAGUCCCCAACAAAACUCGACCGGUGGUCCACGAUCACUGAUGUGAGAACCGUGUCUUUGGCCCCUCUUCCCUCGCUCUCUCUCUCUCUCGCAGGCCGCCCAUUUUGCUAAUGAAACAACGAGUUAGUGUUGCCCACAGUGCCCUAUCUGUAUGCAAAUUUUGCACUACUACAUGUCGUAAAGUGAAAUAAAAUUAAAUGAUGAAAAAAGCUAUGUUGGCUUAGGUCCCAAGGUCCAAGCGGAUGCAAAAGAAAAAACCAGUGCCAGAGAAAGAAGAUCACCGAUCGGUUGGUCGGACUUUGGAUAAGGGAGAGAAAAACUGGAGCGAUCGUAAAAUUGUAAUGUGUUUUAAAUUUUGAAUAAAUCA
Molecule: messenger RNA, 1468 nt
Organism: Anopheles cruzii
Lineage: Eukaryota; Metazoa; Arthropoda; Insecta; Diptera; Culicidae
Product: lysozyme c-1-like
Exons: 3
Coding region: 277-720 (147 amino acids)
Source: RefSeq, a predicted model, not a curated record